Xyrichtys novacula (pearly razorfish) is the source of this 5601-nucleotide messenger RNA. Lineage: Eukaryota; Metazoa; Chordata; Actinopteri; Labriformes; Labridae. The record is from the annotation of a GenBank genome assembly.
AGAGAGAGGCAGAGGAGUACAGAGACACACAGACACAGAGAGGACGGGUGGUGAUUAAGUCCUGCAGGUCAGAAACUCGGACAAGCUGCAACACUCUAAUCUGGAUCAAACACAAGACAAGAGGGGAUGAAGAUCCACAUCAGGGACCUGGCAGAGCCCUGCAGUGAGGGGAUGGAGUCCAGCAGCAGGGACCUUAAAGAGUUCAGCAGCUGUCCACAGCCUGGUCCCUGUAAGCCCCCUAACAGCCUGAGGGUCUGGAUCGACUGCAGCUCCUUUAUGGUUGACCGCGGUGUCCUGUCUGAGAACUGUGAGUACUUCAGAGCUCUGUUCCAGUCGGGGAUGAGGGAAAGUCUUCAGGAUGAGAUCCAGCUGAGAUGUGUGGGGGUUCUGGGCUUCUUGGUUCUGCUGCAGGUCCUGAAUGGGGAGAGACCCAUGCUGGACAGUGACCAGAUUGUAGAAGCCAUCGAGUGCACGGCCUUCCUGCAGGUCCCAGCUUUGACUAAACACCUGAUCAACAUCAUCAACUCUGAGAACUGCCUGCUCAUGUACCACACAGCUGCCACCUUCGGGGUGUGGGAUCUGUCCCACAGCUCGGCUCUGUUCAUCAGAGACCUGUACCCUGACCUGCAGGAGGAUGUCCUUACAUUACCCCAGACCUUAGUGGACUACAUCAAGUCCCUGCAGCCCAGUUGCUACAUGGCUGUGUGCAGCCACUCGCCCUCCAGUGAGCUGCUGCAGGACCCCCAGAGGACCAUCUGCUACUUGGAUGAAACCAGCAGGGACUGGAAGGUCCUGACUCACCUACCCAUGUGCACCAGCACAACCAUGGCAGGUGUGGCUGUCCUGGACAACAAACUUUACAUCGUAGGAGGAGUGUAUGAUGUGAGUAAGAAGGUAGUGGAGGGCGGUUUCUGUUACUGCCCUGCAGCUAACACCUGGACCACCAUCUGUGGCCCCCAGCAGCUACGCUACAACUUCACUCUGAUCGGCCAUGAGGGCUGUCUCUAUGCUUUGGGGGGUGAGUCCAACAUGAAGCCCCUGUCCUCUGUGGAGAUGUUCAGGGUGUCAAACCAAAGCUGGAGCUCUGUGUCCCCUCUACCGGUUUCUUCAGCCUCAGUGGUCUCUGCAGUGACCAUGAACAGGAUCUUUAUCUGUCUUUGGAGAGGUAAGGGGGCCACAGAGAUUCAUGAGUACUUACCUGAACAGGACAAGUGGAUCCUGGUCUCCACACUCAUUCGCCAGCAUAGUUACGGUCUCUGUAUGGUGGCUCAUGGGGACAAUCUGUUCGUGAUGCGUAAUGGACCCUGUGAGGACUUCUUACAGUGUGCGAUGGAAAGAUACAACCUGAGCUCCGGUCAGUGGACGCCCAUGUUGGGUCUCUACGGGAACAGUAAGAGCUCUCUGUUCACGGCAGUGGUGCGAGGAGAUUCGGUGUUCACGCUGAGCAGACAAGCAACCGCAGAGUUCACAGUGGAGGAACAAACAUGGAGGCUGAAGCGUCAGAUGGAAGGUUUUGGAAGGAUUGGAUCCAUUUAUACGUUUCUGAUGAGGCUGCCAAAAACCAGGGUCCUCCUCACAGGGAAGUCUGUGGAUCAGAUUCAGAACAAGAACCUCAGAGACCUCAGACGGUGUUCCAGACUCCCUUCAGAGUGCCCUGAUCAUCUGUAAGGGUGGCUAACUCACCUUAUUAUUUUUAUUAUUGUUGUGUUUCAAACAGGGUUCAUAAAGCUGUAUCUGGACCAAAAUCAGACUAUGCUUUGUUGUUGUUUGCAAAAACUUUAUUUCCUGAAUUUCAAGUUAUUCAAACAUUUGUGCCAAGUACUCAAACUACAGUACCGAAAAUAGACUCUUCACCACCACCACCAAGGUGAGCAGUUCGGGUCCUGGUGGUGGCUGUUAUUUCCGUCGUGAAUAGUUAUUUCUCAAAGUAAAACUCUCUGGUUUAUAACUUGGGUUGUGUUAUUGGUGACAAAAGAUUCUGUUACUUUUGAAAAUAAAAAACAAAAUGGACGACCCACAUGCAGAAUUCAAAAACUUUCAUUUAACAAAAGACUUAAAGGUGGGAUAGGCAGGAUUCUGUUAAUGAAGCAUCUAUUUUGUGGUGUAUAUACAAAAAAGCUUUUAAUAUUAGUCAGUAGCUAUUAGUUAUUGAUGACUUUUGGGAAUAUCACAAUAUCGCUGUGUUUUGUUAUGCCUGUGUAGUCAACAUUUUAAAAUUUUUGGGUGGCCUGCUCUUUCUAACUGUAAACAAAGCCAUUCUCCACCUCCCCGACCUGAUUGGUUGUGAGGCGGAUGCUGCUCCCUUGUGUUGUGAGGCACGCUGCCAACACAAGCAAGAAAACAAAGUAAAUGAAGUAAAUACCAGAGACUCUGGCAGAAUAGCUGGUGCUUAAAAAGGAGAUAGAUUGGACAAGACCUAAAAAAGCCAAGUCAACAUUAGCAUAAACAACGGGGGAGGCUUAGGGAUCUCACAGACCCUGUGACCUUUCUGCUGGACAGGUAAACCGCUUUAACAAAGUAAGCCAAGUGUCUGUAACAAAAGUGUUGCUUGUCAAAUGGGACCUGCUGCGUGUCGUAGCGCCGCUUAUCUGUUUAGCUCGGGUUCUGGACUAUGUCACUUUAUCCUAGUUGUAGAAGUUCUGCAAACAUUGUGUUUGCUGGUAGUCUGUUGGCAUCUACAGUAGCACCAAUGCUGUUUACUUUCACGUUGACUGGGCCCCAUCUGUAAUUAUCUGAAGUAUUUAUCUGCAUUAUAUCUGAAUUAAAUUGGAAUGAGCAGGAGCGUCUGUUUGUGGGCGGGGCUUGCUGGAGCAGAGAGCUGGUUUGGAGGGGUAGUGUUUACAUUCAAGAUUUCCCCCAAAAACUAGCACUUCCUCAGAUCCUGCCUGCCCCACCUUUAACUUGCAACAACAAAAACUUACUUUGGGUAGGAAAUGUCCAACUGAAAAAUCCCAACACACCAGGAGCAAGCAAUCCAAACGAAACAAAAAGGCAGGGAAAACACAAGGUAGAGUUUCACAGCAUGAACACAUGGGCAGCAAAGACAAUGAACCAACAAGGAAGGAGGGGAAGACAGGGACUGUAUAUAUAUACACUCUGGGAAACGAGCAACAGGUGAGGCUAACGAGACAGGUGAAACUCAUGAGUGAUUAACGAAGGAGGGAAAACUAAGGAAGUAAAACCAGACUUGAACCAUAGGGACUGACUCUCACAAAAUAUAACAGGAAACACUGAAAACUGAACUAAGAAACCACACAGUGAAAAACAAGAAUUACAGAGACAUAAGAAUAAUUAACACAGGGGAACAGAAACAACAGGAGACAGGAACACUCGGGAAAAUACACAGAAAAUACAACUAAAUUAAGAAACCAGGAAAAAAACUAAAUGAACAAGAACCUAUCAUAAGCACAAAGCACAAAAGUUGUUAUAAAGCUUUAUAACAAGGUGAUAAUGAGCCUAAAGUGUAAAAUUACUAUAGUGACACAGCCACAACUUACAUUAAUAUAAUAAUAUUAUAAUUCAGAUCUUAUUUAUUAUUAUUUAUUAUUUAUUAGAUUAUUGAAUUCAUUUAGCCAGGACAGCCUCGUUGAGAUUAUAAAUCUCUUCCGUAAACAUAUAACCAUGUUGCUGUUCUGUUUUGAACUGAUCUGCAUUGUUGCUUGUUGAUCCUCGGUGUGAGUCAUCUUCAUGAGCCUUUUGGGGUUUCCGACCUCCCCUGCACAAUGUUUUAGUGUUUACUGCUCUUUGUUGUUUUGUUUUUAUGAUGUGCAAAUAAACUCAACUAAACUUUGAUGAGAGAGUCCUGGCUAAUAAUAGCAGCAGCACAUUCCCACAAAGUUACAACACAUAAUUUAUAAAACAGUUUCAGGUCACAUAACUGUCAUUCAAAGCAACCACAGCCUGAUGCAUCUUCCUCCAACUCCCCCUUUCUUUGGACUGACAUGAUAUGACGUGUGAGCAGUGCCAGCUUGAAUCAGCUGUGUGUAAGAUCACUCUUAGCCUGGUGUGAACAUAAAUUCUACUAACAUUAUUGGUUGUGCACCAGCUGAGGUUGUUUCAAUGUAAAUAUAAGUAACAGCUUAAAUCUUACACCUUGCUUUAAGUAGGUGGGAAGUCCUUCACAAAAAAAAUGAUUGUCAUGGCACAUGAUUAAUUACCGCCAUAUCAUAUUGAUUUGUCGUGUUUCACAAAUCUUUCUGCAUAUUUUAGUUGAGUAAAGGGAGUUAACAACUUUUAUUCAGGCAUGAGAGUCAGCUCUUAAACACACACUUCAUAAAGAAAAAAGCUUUUAUCAAAUUGGCUCCUGGAAGUGUUGACAUCACACCUGUGACAAUAUUAUGGUUAGUAUUUACACAUAUUUGGUGCUGCAGGACACAGGUUGUUCCUGGCCCUGCCUUUUAAGUGCAGUGACAGUGUUUACAUGUUUAAACACAGCACAAUAUCAACUUCAAGAGCUAAAGAACUUGUUUGAUUUUGCUAAAGCAUGUCAACAUGUCUUUUAGGGAAGAAAGGGAAACUGAAAAACAAAAUGAUAAUACCAACAGAUUGUGGGCCACUUUAAAGAUUUUUUUUAAGAUUUUGUAAAAUAUGAAAGUUGGAAUGUUACAAAAAAAAAGUCUCAACAAAAUUGAGUUGUAAUAUUUUCACAAUAUGGUAAUUUUGUCAUAAGAAUACAGUCAGAGUUUUGGAUAAGUGAGCAGCCAUUAAACUGUACUUCAUGUUUUGUCUCCUCAGUUUUGCAUUGUUGUACGUAUCUGGGCCCGUAUGCACGUUGAAAGCGUUUAGCGUGAACGCGAUUAGGGCUUAAACGCGUUUAGUUAUACGGGCCUUAAACGCGUUUAGUUCCUAUACGAUUUUGGUAUGCACAAUGCUGUAAACGGAACCGUAUAGCUAACCGCGUUUACUGUGUCUUAAACGGGUCGAGUGACGCUCGAGUGACGAUUCGACUGACUGUCGACUGAUCCACUCCUACCAACUCCCCACACACGUCUUGGAAAGAAGAAGUGGCGUAGUACCGUAAGGUUACGAGGACUUGUUGUAGUGGAGUGAGGGUGAAUCCUCGGUUCGAAAGUUCAAUUUCAGCGGAAAUCUCCUGUGUGAGGUCGAGAAUAUGGUGCCGUCGAAAUCUAAACUUACGGAACACUUCGUGGUCGUCAUACGUGUCGAAGGGGUGUUUUCUGUCACGAAAAAUCCUGUUUCGACGCAAUUGUCGCCGCUGUCUUCCUUGGAACAACAAGAGUGCCGCCGUAUUUAAACGCGUUUAGACCCGCUAUUGGACCCCCAGAGGUGCGAUAACUUUAAACGCGAAAAUCCGUAUAGGAACGGCUAUACGAAGUGACGUGCAUACCGACAUUUUUGGCGUUUAGGAGUUAAACGCGUUUAGCCCGCUAAACGCGUUUUGCCAAGCAAAGUGCAUACGGCCCCAGGACUCUAAAAGGCUGAGCAAAAGCUGAGAUGUGUGAUACCCCCCCUUCAAAACAACAUGUGGAUAAUCCUUGAUCUAAUUUAUGACAUGGUUCUUGUAAUCAAAUGACUUUAAUUUUGAGCGAUUAUAACUCCAAAAAUGUGAAAAAUCUUUAAAAUUAAAUUCUGUGGUCCUAA